UCCGGAGGCUCCGAGGUUCGCUUCGGGCGACCAGCGGGUUCCCUGCGGGCGGGAGUCCCGCCGCCGUGUCCCGGAGUGCUGCCGGCGCUGUGACCCCGGGUGCGAGCGGUGCCAACGCGCACAUCGGUGUGAGGCGUGUUGUGUGGGAAAAGCUCUGGCCCCGAGGGUAACUAUGUUCAAAAGAGGAGCACCUGGGAAGCUUUGUGCAGGAAGCCAAGAAGGUGCCACACGGGAGACGCAGCGGGGAGCCUUUGGCAGGUGGUGCUGGUGACGCACAGAAGUUACUUUGGCUUCGGACAGACAAAAGGCGCGGUGCGCUGCCCAUGUAGGUGUGCCGGUGUGCCCCCGAGAAGUUGGCUGGUGGCGCGGCGGCGGCGGCGCGGCGGCGGCUCGUCCUGGGCAGCGGCGGCGGCAGAUGAUGGUGGCGGCGCGGCGGUGAGCGGCGGCAUCCCGGCUCCGCCGAUGCGCCUGCCGGCCCCAUCCCCGCUCGGAAGGGCCACCUGAGGCUCCGGCAGCUGGGCAGGCAUCGCCAACGCCGGCAAGGGGGACGCGUGCCGGGAGCAGGCGGGCAAAGAGGUCGUGUACUUCGUGGCCGGAGUCGGCGUGGUUUACAACACCAGGGAGCACAGCCAGAAAUUCUUCCUCGGGCACAACGAUGAUAUUAUCAGCCUCGCCAUGCACCCCGACAGGACGCUGGUGGCCACGGGGCAGGUGGGCAAGGAGCCCUACAUCUGCGUCUGGGACUCGCUGCGGCUGCACACGGUGUCGGUGCUCAAGGACGCGCACACGCACGGCGUCGCCUGCCUGGCCUUCGACUCCGACGGACAGCGUUUGGCUUCCGUGGGGCUGGACGCCAAGAACACCGUGUGCGUGUGGGACUGGAGGAGGGGGAAGCUGCUGGCCACGGCCACGGGCCACUCGGACCGGAUAUUUGAUAUUUCCUGGGAUCAGUAUCAGCCAAACAGAAUCGUCAGCUGUGGAGUGAAACACAUAAAGUUUUGGACGCUGUGCGGGAACGCCCUGACGGCAAAGAGGGGAAUCUUUGGUAAAACGGGAGAUCUCCAAACCAUCCUGUGUCUGGCAUGUGCCAAAGAAGAUGUCACCUACUCCGGGGCUCUGAACGGGGACAUCUACGUGUGGAAGGGACUGAACCUGGUGCGCACCAUCCAGGGAGCACACAGUGCUGGAAUUUUUAGUAUGUAUGCUUGUGAGGAAGGCUUUGCCACCGGAGGGAGAGACGGCUGCAUUCGGCUGUGGGACACCGAGUUCAAACCAAUUACCAAAAUUGAUCUCAGGGAGACUGAACAAGGGUACAAAGGUCUGUCCAUCCGCAGCGUGUGCUGGAAGGCUGACAGGCUGCUGGCAGGCACUCAGGACAGCGAGAUCUUCGAGGUGCUGGUGAGAGAGAGAGACAAGCCCAUGCUGAUCAUGCAGGGGCACUGUGAGGGGGAGCUCUGGGCCCUGGCAGUGCACCCCAAGAAGCCCUUGGCAGUCACGGGCAGCGAUGACCGAUCCGUACGGUUGUGGAGCCUGGCUGACCACGCCCUGAUAGCUCGCUGUAACAUGGAGGAGGCCGUGAGGAGCGUGUCCUUCAGCCCUGACGGAUCCCAGCUCGCACUGGGAAUGAAGGAUGGCUCCUUCAUUGUCCUCAGAGUGAGGGACAUGACGGAGGUGGUUCACAUCAAGGACAGGAAGGAGGUGAUCCACGAGAUGAAGUUCUCCCCGGACGGCUCCUACCUGGCCGUGGGCUCCAACGACGGCCCCGUCGACAUCUACGCCGUGGCCCAGAGAUACAAAAAAAUCGGGGAGUGCAACAAAUCCUCCAGCUUCAUCACCCACCUCGACUGGUCUGUGGACAGCAAAUUCCUGCAGACCAACGACGGGGCCGGGGAGAGGCUCUUCUACAAGAUGCCGUCUGGGAAGCAUCUCACCAGCAAAGAUGAGAUCAAGGGAAUCCACUGGGCCUCGUGGACCUGUGUGAUGGGAUCUGAAGUGAGUGGGAUUUGGCCAAAGUACACAAACGUUACGGAUGUCAACUCUGUGGAUGGAAAUUACAGCAGCUCGGUGCUGGUGACUGGAGAUGAUUUUGGGCUGGUGAAGUUAUUCAGAUUUCCGUGCCUGAAGAAAGGAGCUAAAUUCAGGAAGUAUGUUGGCCACUCAGCACAUGUCACCAAUGUCCGCUGGUCCCAUGAUUUCCAGUGGGUGUUGAGCACAGGAGGUGCUGAUCACUCUGUUUUCCAGUGGCGCUUUAUUCCAGAAGGGAUGACAAAUGGCAUCCUGGAAGCCUCUCCACAAGCAGAGGGUGGUGUGGAUUCCUACAGCGAGGAGUCAGACUCGGAUUUAUCCGACGUGCCGGAGCUGGAUUCCGACAUCGAGCAGGAAGCUCAGAUCAACUACGAUCGCCAGGUUUACAAAGAAGACCUACCUCAGCUGAAACAGCAGAGCAAGGAGAAGAACCACGCCGUGCCCUUCCUCAAGCGAGAGCGAGCGCCCGAGGACAGCCUGAAGCUGCAGUUUAUCCAUGGUUACAGGGGCUAUGACUGCAGGAACAACCUGUUCUACACGCAGACAGGGGAGGUGGUUUAUCACAUCGCCGCCGUGGCCGUCGUGUACAACCGGCAGCAACACUCACAGAGGCUCUACCUGGGCCACGACGAUGACAUCCUCAGCCUCAGCAUCCACCCCGUCAAGGACUAUGUGGCCACGGGGCAGGUUGGAAGGGAUGCUGCUAUCCACGUUUGGGACACCCAGACACUGAAAUGUUUGUCCCUGCUCAAAGGCCAGCACCAGAGAGGAGUGUGUGCACUGGAUUUCUCAGCUGAUGGGAAGUGUUUGGCCUCUGUUGGGCUGGAUGACAAUCAUGCCAUUGUGUUCUGGGACUGGAAGAAAGGGGAAAAGCUGGCAACAACCAGGGGCCAUAAAGAUAAAAUCUUUGUAGUGAAGUGUAAUCCACAUCAUGUCGACAAACUGGUCACCGUUGGGAUGAAGCACAUCAAGUUUUGGCAGCAAACAGGUGGAGGCUUUACCUCCAAGCGAGGCACGUUCGGCACUGCUGGGAAGCUGGAAACGAUGAUGAGCGUCUCCUACGGGAGAAUAGAGGACCUGGUUUUCUCUGGAGCUGCCACUGGAGACAUUUACAUCUGGAAGGAGACCCUGCUGCUGAGGACAGUGAAAGCCCAUGAUGGGCCUGUGUUUGCCAUGCAUGCACUGGAUAAGGGCUUUGUGACUGGUGGAAAGGACGGGAUCGUGGCCCUGUGGGAUGAUAUGUUUGAGAGGUGUCUGAAGACAUAUGCCAUCAAAAGGGCAGCACUGUCUGCCAGUUCCAAAGGGUUACUUUUGGAGGACAACCCCUCGAUCCGAGCCAUCAGCCUGGGACACGGGCACAUCCUGGUGGGAACCAAAAAUGGAGAGAUUCUGGAAAUUGAUAAAAGUGGGCCCAUGACUCUGCUUGUGCAGGGCCACAUGGAAGGAGAAGUGUGGGGGCUGGCAGCUCACCCCCUGCUGCCCGUGUGUGCCACGGUGAGCGACGACAAGACGCUGCGCAUCUGGGAGCUGUCGGCGCAGCACCGCAUGCUGGCCGUCAGGAAGCUCAAGAAAGGGGGCCGCUGCUGUGCCUUCUCUCCCGACGGCAAGGCCCUGGCCGUGGGGCUCAACGACGGCAGCUUCCUGGUGGUGAACGCCGACACCGUGGAGGACAUGGUCUCCUUCCACCACAGGAAGGAGAUGAUCUCGGACAUCAAGUUCUCACGAGAAUCAGGAAAGUACCUGGCUGUGGCCUCCCAUGAUAACUUUGUAGACAUCUACAAUGUACUGACCAGCAAAAGGGUUGGCAUUUGCAAAGGUGCCUCCAGCUACAUCACCCACAUCGACUGGGACUCCAGAGGAAAGUUAUUGCAAGUCAAUUCUGGUGCCAAAGAACAACUAUUUUUUGAAGCACCGAGGGGGAAAAGACACAUCAUAAGAAUUGCUGAGAUAGAGAAGAUCGAAUGGGACACGUGGACGUGUGUUCUUGGGCCCACCUGUGAGGGGAUCUGGCCCACGCACAGCGAUGUCACCGUGGUCAAUGCCGCCAGCCUGACGAAGGACAGGACCCUCCUGGCCACCGGAGAUGACUUCGGCUUCGUGAAGCUUUUCUCGUACCCGGUGAAGGGCCAGCACGCCAAGUUCAAGAAGUACGUGGGGCACAGCGCCCAGGUGACCAACGUGACGUGGCUGCACAACGACUCCGUGCUGCUCACCGUGGGUGGGGCCGACACCGCCCUCAUGAUCUGGACCAGGGAGUUCCUGGGCAUCCAGGAGAGCAAGCUGGUGGAUAGCGAGGAGUCAGACACAGAUGCAGAAGAAGAUGGAGGUUAUGAUAGUGAUGUGGCAAGAGAAAAAGCCAUUGACUACACCACGAAGAUCUACGCAGUGAGCAUCCGGGAGAUGGAAGGCACAAAGCCCCACCAGCAGCUCAAGGAAGUUUCAGUAGAAGAGAGGCCACCAGUCAGCAGAGCUGCUCCUCAGCCCGAAAAACUGCAAAAGAACAAUGUCCACAAAAAAAAGAAACUGGUUGAGGAGCUGGCUCUGGACCAUGUUUUUGGAUACAGAGGGUUUGACUGUCGCAACAACCUGCACUACCUGAACGACGGUGCCGACAUCAUUUUCCACACGGCCGCAGCUGGCAUCGUCCAGAACCUCUCCACCGGCAGCCAGAGCUUCUACCUGGAGCACACGGACGACAUUCUGUGCCUGACGGUGAACCAGCACCCCAAGUACAAGAACGUGGUGGCCACCAGCCAGAUCGGUGACAUGACAGAAUUCCCAGGCACAACUCCCACAAUCCACAUCUGGGACGCCAUGAGCAAGCAAACCAUUUCAAUGCUGCGGUGCUUCCACACCAAAGGGGUCAACUACGUGAACUUCAGCGCCACUGGCAAGCUGCUGGUGUCGGUGGGAGUGGACCCAGAGCACACCAUCACCGUGUGGAGGUGGCAGGAAGGGGCUAAAGUUGCCAGCAGGGGAGGACACCUGGAGAGGAUCUUUGUUGUGGAAUUCCGGCCAGACUCCGACACGCAGUUUGUGUCGGUUGGGGUGAAGCACAUGAAGUUCUGGACGUUGGCUGGCAGUGCUUUGCUCUACAAGAAAGGAGUCAUUGGUUCCAUGGAAGAUGCCAAAAUGCAAACCAUGCUUUCUGUUGCCUUUGGAGCAAACAACCUGACGUUCACGGGUGCCAUCAACGGAGAUGUGUACGUGUGGAAGGACCAUUUCCUGGUGAGAUUGGUGGCCAAGGCCCACACGGGCCCCGUGUUCACCAUGUACACCACUCUGCGGGACGGACUCAUCGUGACCGGGGGCAAGGAGAGGCCCACCAAGGAGGGGGGAGCAGUGAAGCUGUGGGACCAGGAGAUGAAGCGGUGCCGGGCCUUCCAGCUGGAGACGGGGCAGCUCAUCGAGUGCGUGCGCUCCGUGUGCCGGGGGAAGGGGAAAAUCUUAGUGGGAACAAAAGAUGGAGAAAUCCUUGAAGUAGGAGAAAAAAACGCUGCUUCAAACUUGUUGAUUGACUGUCACAUGGAAGGGGAGAUCUGGGGCUUGGCAACUCACCCCUCCAAAGACAUCUUUAUCUCUGCAAGUAAUGAUGGAACAGCGAGGAUCUGGGACUUGGUGGACAAAAAGCUGGUGAACAAGGUGGCCCUGGGGCACCCGGCGCGCUGUGCCGCCUACAGCCCCGACGGGGAGAUGGUGGCCAUCGGCAUGAGGAACGGCGAGUUCGUCGUCCUGCUCGUCAACAGCCUCAAGGUCUGGGGCAAAAAGCGGGACAGGAAGUCGGCAAUCCAGGACAUCAGGAUCAGCCCAGAUAACAGGUUUUUGGCAGUGGGGUCACAGGAACACACUGUGGAUUUCUAUGAUCUCACCCAAGGCACAACCCUGAACCGAAUCGGGUACUGCAAGGACAUUGCCAGCUUUGUCAUCCAGAUGGACUUCUCUGCAGACAGCAGGUACAUCCAGGUCUCCACGGGCGCCUACAAGCGCCAGGUUCACGAGGUGCCCCUGGGGAAGCAAAUCACAGACCCUGCAGUCAUAGAGAAGAUCACCUGGGCCACGUGGACCAGCAUCCUGGGAGAUGAAGUCCUCGGGAUCUGGCCCCGCAAUGCAGACAAGGCAGACGUGAACUGUGCCUGCGUGACCCACGCUGGGCUCAACAUCGUCACGGGGGACGACUUCGGGCUCGUGAAGCUCUUUGACUUUCCCUGCACAGAAAAAUUUGCCAAACACAAGCGGUACUUCGGGCACUCGGCGCACGUCACCAACAUCCGCUUCUCCCACGACGACAAGUACGUGGUGAGCACCGGCGGGGACGACUGCAGUGUGUUCGUGUGGCGGUGCCUGUGAGGAGCAGGGACUGGGACAGCCGGAACGCCCCGGGACGCUGCCUGAGGGGCACCUGCACUCGCAGCCCCUGCCUGAGCUGGCCUGGGACAGCCCCGGUCCGGGAAGGAGGGUUGCAGGGAAUCCUUUGGUGCCCUGGGAGGCCAAAGGGUGAACGGUCCCCUCACGGAGCUGCUCUGGCCCCAGGCCGCGUUGUUCCAAUCCUAGAGCACGCCCGGGCCCACCCCUUCCCUCCUGUUCCCCCCUUUCAGGCCCGGCGUUGGGGCAGGAGAGGGGGCACUGCAGCUCCUGGGGCUGGGGGGGCAAAGGGGCCCGUCCUGAACUCCAUCCGCUGGUCAAUACACACCCCUGGCUCCAUUUCUAUCCACCAAGUGCCUUGGAAUGCUUUCCCAGCAGUUUGGGCUCCAGCCUCGCCUCCACCACCUGCUUUCCACACACGGUGCUACGACUGAGUCCAGGAGGGCUGAGCCACCCCCUUCUCCAGCUGUGCCGACACCAUCCCUGGGCUCCAGUGGCUCCCCCGGGAAUUCCAACAGCAUCCUGUGCUGCCAGAGGCAUGGACUGAUAGCACUGCCCCUUCCUGGGCAGUGGCCCAGGGGGACACGGGCUUUGCACACCCCGUAAACUGCCCUGAGCAGACACCGAGGCUCCUUCCCCCCUGCUCCCACCCUCUCCCUUUCCUGGGAAAUGUGCUUUGCAAGAACUCCUUCCACAGGCAGGGCCAGCCAGAACCCUGGAAGAGCCCCCAAGGAUCCCAGUUCCCAUUCUGGAGGGGCUCCCUGCCCUGGCCCUGCUGGCUCCUCUGCCCAUCCUGCUGCUCCUGCUCUGGAGCCCAGCUCAGCUCUGGGGCAGCUGAACUGAGCCAGAGCUGCCCCCGGGGGGCCUGGCACCACACACAUUCCCAAAGAAAGGAAAGUCCCUUUCCCUUUGUUACAACUCUGUCAGAACCAAAAACCCCCAGGGACGGUGCACUGGGAAAAACAAAGUUCAGCUUUUUCCAUGGAAACUGUUCAGAAAGGAACAGCAAAGGUGUCAAAACUGCUAUUUAAGCUAUUUAAAACUCCUAGUGUGCAACCACCACCAGAUUUUUAAAUCACCUUUCUUUGUUAUCUACAAUAAAUAAAGGCUAAAGGAAAACAUUUAGACUUA
Messenger RNA from Myiozetetes cayanensis, 7518 nucleotides. RefSeq names its product EMAP like 6 (gene EML6). The record is from RefSeq and is a predicted model, not a curated record. NCBI's taxonomy places the organism in Eukaryota, Metazoa, Chordata, Aves, Passeriformes, Tyrannidae. Gene Ontology annotation, molecular function: microtubule binding. Bases 676 to 6372 code for a protein of 1898 amino acids. The transcript has 44 exons.